UCCAGCUCACUCAUUCCAUCUUCAUCUUUCCAUUUUCCGGUUUCCUAUCUUAUCGUGAAGAUGCUUCUCCGUGCUUCCUCCACUCUCUCCCUCAUGUCUUCCUCAUCCGAGGGGUACCCUCGGGCAGCUUUUCUCUGCCGGUGGAAGCUGCCGACGGCCGGCUUUCUGAGGGUUCCCCAGAUUGGGAGGUUAGCGGUAGGAUCGAUGGCUGCGAUCGGACCUGAUAGCGGCAAGGCGUUGACCGGCGUGUUCUUUGAACCCUUUGAGGAGGUAAAGCAGGAACUCGCACUUGUGACCUCUUCGCCUGGGAAAUCGCUCGCACGACAGAAUUACGUUGACGAAUGCGAGGCUGCGAUUAAUGAGCAGAUCAACAUCGAAUACAAUGUUUCCUAUGUCUAUCAUGCCAUGUUCGCCUACUUUGACCGGGACAAUGUUGCGCUUAGAGGCCUGGCCAAGUUCUUUAAUGAAUCAAGUGAAGAGGAAAGAGACCAUGCUGAAAAAUUGAUGAAGUAUCAGAACAAGCGUGGAGGAAGAGUGAAGCUCCAGUCAAUUCUAAUGCCCUUAACUGAAUUUCACCAUGAGGAAAAAGGCGACGCUCUAUACGCAAUGGAGCUGGCCUUGUCUCUUGAGAGGCUCGUUAAUGAGAAACUUCUUAAUUUACACAGUGUGGCAGCACGUUCCAAUGAUCCUCAGAUGACAGAGUUCAUUGAAAGCCAUUUCCUUGGAGAACAGGUUGAGGCCAUAAAGAAGAUAUCUGAAUAUGUUGCUCAGCUGAGGAGACUUGGCAAGGGGCAUGGAGUCUGGCAUUUUGAUAACAUGUUGCUGCAUGAAAGAGAGAAUGGUGCUGCUUGAUGAGAGUUGGGGGAGAAGUAGUUCUAUGUUCUCUGAUGUUAAUAGGCAAAUUGCAAUGUCAUGUUACUGUCUAGAAGUUUUUGCGUGAUGGGAAGUAGAUGAUUAUAUUUGAAUAUGGGGAAGGUUUAUGAUUUUCAGUUCGAAGGAAAUUUCCAGAAUGA
Phalaenopsis equestris is the source of this 1013-nucleotide messenger RNA. RefSeq names its product ferritin-4, chloroplastic-like. The transcript has 7 exons. NCBI's taxonomy places the organism in Eukaryota, Viridiplantae, Streptophyta, Magnoliopsida, Asparagales, Orchidaceae. Gene Ontology annotation, molecular function: ferric iron binding; ferrous iron binding. Gene Ontology annotation, cellular component: cytoplasm. Gene Ontology annotation, biological process: iron ion transport; intracellular iron ion homeostasis. The record is from RefSeq and is a predicted model, not a curated record. The coding region runs from base 61 to 852 and encodes 263 amino acids.